GAAGAAUUUCAAAUCCCGAUCGAGAAGUUCCAAAAUUUUGUUCUUGAGAUCGAGAAGGGCUACCAUGGAAACCUCCCAUAUCACAAUGCGACGCAUGCCACCGACGUGCUACAUUGCGCCAGCUGGUUUGCGCGUUGUGAAGUUGUUUCCGAGGCCCUUACAUCCAUUGAUCUUAUGGCCACCUACGUUGCCGCCAUGAUUCAUGACUACGAUCAUCCUGGGCUGAACAACCUGUUUUUGAUCAAUACCGUCGAUCCCAAGGCCUUACUGUACAAUGACAAAGCUGUGUUGGAAAAUCACCAUCUCUCGGCAUCGUUUUCGAUUCUCCAGAAGCCCGAGUACAAUUUUCUUGCUCAUCUACCCAAGGUCGAAUAUAAAUUGUUUCGAGAGGCUGUUAUCGAAAUGGUUCUAGCUACAGAUCUAUCGCAGCAUUUGACAUUGCUGUCACUCUUUAAAAACAAAUUGGCAACCAGCUAUAACCCGUAUGAAGUUCGCGAAGAUAGACUCUUGAUGCUCAAGAUCCUAAUGAAAUGCUCCGAUGUCUCGAACCCAUCCAAGGACUGGUCGAUGUACAGCAAAUGGGUCGAACUGAUAUCGGAGGAAUUUUGCAGACAAGGAGACAUCGAAAAGCUGAUGGGGCUUCCUGUUUCGCCCUUCAUGGAUCGCGAAAAUAUGAACAUUCCGAGCUGCCAGAUUGGAUUCAUAGACUAUGUGGUCCUUCCGCUGUUUGAAGCCUUUGACAAGUACAUGCACUUUGAUGGACUGCUCGAUGUGAUCAGGGCCAACCGCGAGAAGUGGUGAGUCUAUUUAUGCCGUCGCUUAAUUUCGUUGCUCUCGGUGUGCUCCACGAUCUUGAUUCUAUUCGCGAUCAACUCUGAUCUGUCCGAGAUACGGUUUUUACGUUCGUAAGCACGUAAAUCCAUAUCACUCGAUGCCCCGGGAGAUCCUAACCGGCCGUCGCCAUGCUUCUCAUAGGG
Polychytrium aggregatum is the source of this 977-nucleotide messenger RNA. RefSeq lists its product as uncharacterized. Gene Ontology annotation, molecular function: 3',5'-cyclic-nucleotide phosphodiesterase activity. The transcript has 4 exons. Lineage: Eukaryota; Fungi; Chytridiomycota; Chytridiomycetes; Polychytriales. Gene Ontology annotation, biological process: signal transduction. Bases 175 to 801 code for a protein of 208 amino acids. The record is from RefSeq and is a predicted model, not a curated record.